AUGCCAGCUUCCCGGAUGAGAGCCGAAAAGAAGAUGCGUAAGCAUCUUCUUGAGCAUUUGAAAACGCGGAAAGUCUUUGGAGCUCGAAUUGCUGCUGGAGAUGCACCCAAGACCAUAACCCAAUUACAAGAGCUAGGAAUGGGUCCACAAGUUUAUGUAUUUAAGAAUUUGUUUAGUGGACAGAUUCUUUAUUCUCAAGUACCAGCAUGGCAUCAAGAUUUGAUUGACCAGCAAUUUGUGCGUCCCAACUGGGAGAAUAGAAAGCCAUCUAGACGGAAUGAUUUAUGGAGAAUUAUGUGUGUUGCUAAUUUUGACAAUUAUGAAUAUGCAGAAGCUGCCUAUAAUGGGUUAAUACAAUUGAAGAAGCUAAGAGAUACUGAUCUUCGACAAGAAAGUAAGGAGGCCAGACAUAAAGAUAAAGAAAUGAAUGAUUGGUAUAGUGGUCAAUAUAGACCUCAUCAUUCUCAAGAGGCAGUAGCAGAUUUAUCUCAUGUGGUUGAUGCCUUUGAGUUAGAAAACACCACGUUACUUUGGGAAAAUGUCUGGAGAAAGGGUAGUGAUGAACAUUGGCGUGUGGAUUUAGUUGAACAUGAUACUUUACCUCCUUUCAAUCCACGUGACCAGACAGUUAUGCUUGAUGAGUUGAGAAAAGUAGCUGUUGAAGAGUUCCGUUUAUUGAGACAACAAGAGCAAGAGCAGCAGCAGGAACAAGAUCAAGAACAAGAUCAAACUCCAUUAGCAACUGCUUAA
Lizanozyma spartinae is the source of this 750-nucleotide messenger RNA. RefSeq names its product mitochondrial 54S ribosomal protein mL67 (gene MHR1). The record is from RefSeq and is a predicted model, not a curated record. The transcript has a single exon. Gene Ontology annotation, cellular component: mitochondrial large ribosomal subunit; nucleus. Bases 1 to 750 code for a protein of 249 amino acids. Gene Ontology annotation, molecular function: structural constituent of ribosome; DNA strand exchange activity; single-stranded DNA binding. NCBI's taxonomy places the organism in Eukaryota, Fungi, Ascomycota, Pichiomycetes, Serinales, Debaryomycetaceae. Gene Ontology annotation, biological process: DNA recombination; positive regulation of mitochondrial DNA replication.